Messenger RNA from Acanthisitta chloris (rifleman), 334 nucleotides. RefSeq names its product SOSS complex subunit B2-like. The transcript is spliced from 4 exons. Gene Ontology annotation, biological process: mitotic cell cycle checkpoint signaling; response to ionizing radiation; double-strand break repair via homologous recombination. Gene Ontology annotation, cellular component: SOSS complex. The annotation marks the transcript as partial. Lineage: Eukaryota; Metazoa; Chordata; Aves; Passeriformes; Acanthisittidae. The record is from RefSeq and is a predicted model, not a curated record. Gene Ontology annotation, molecular function: DNA binding.
UGGUAUUUCUCAUUCACUGAGACUGCUUUGCCUCUCCUUUCUUUGGCCAGGUAUGCAUCUCUGUGGAAAGGGUGCCUGACACUUUACACAGGACGAGUAGGCGAGCUGCAUAAAAUUGGGGAGUUCUGCAUGGUUUACUCAGAAGUGCCAAACUACAGUGAGCCCAACUUGGAACACGUCGGGCAGAACAAGAAUGCACAGAGUGAACAGAAUAAUAUUUCUGCAUCAAGUAGUAUGGGUGCUUGUACUUUUGGGCCGCUGGGAAAUGGUUUACAAACUGGACCUGAAGCAAGUGGAUUUCCAUUCAUGUAUAACCAUGGCCACAGUUAUGCAG